Messenger RNA from Hypanus sabinus (Atlantic stingray), 6830 nucleotides. It is a transcript of the gene tmbim1a, whose product is annotated as transmembrane BAX inhibitor motif containing 1a. The coding region runs from base 174 to 1148 and encodes 324 amino acids. Gene Ontology annotation, cellular component: endoplasmic reticulum; membrane; Golgi apparatus. Gene Ontology annotation, biological process: negative regulation of apoptotic signaling pathway. Lineage: Eukaryota; Metazoa; Chordata; Chondrichthyes; Myliobatiformes; Dasyatidae. The transcript is spliced from 12 exons. The record is from RefSeq and is a predicted model, not a curated record.
CCAGAGGGAGCGAGGUGAUUACCGGGUCGGCGGAGUGUGCGUCCUCGCCCUGCCCUUAUUGUCUCCUCCCCGCUCUCCUGAGCCAGCCCAGAGAACCGAAGACGAAGCAUCGCCCAGCAGGCGCUCCCGGGGGUGUUGCUGUUUGACGUCGGGACCAGGAAUCGGAAAAGAGUAUGGCUACCCCCAGUGCUCCGCCCUCCUAUGAGGAAUCAGUUGACCCCUUAUAUCCUCCUCCUGGCACUACCGGACCCUACCCUCCAAAUUAUGGGCCUGCCUACCCUCCUGGGCAGAGCCCCCCAUACCCCCCCGCUGGGAACAUGGGCUACCCGUCAAGCUUCCACCAGGCAGGACCUCCCAUGGGUCCCCCGAUGAUGCCAACUCUCCCCCUGAAUCCGACGUGGCCUGGAGGAAGCUCAGGACCCUAUGGGAGCUCCACACCCAACCCUGAGGCGGGGAACGAGGACUUCACCGCCAGCUCCUGGGAUGACCGCAAGGUUCGACACGCCUUUAUCCGCAAGGUGUACCUGAUCCUCACAGCCCAGCUGUUCGUCACCUUCGGGAUUGUGGCCGUCUUCACGUUCAGUGAAACUGUCCAAAACUACGUUCAGAGAAACUCAGCCAUCUACUGGGCAGCAUAUGCCGUGUUCAUUGUGGUCUACUUUGUCCUGGUCUGCUGUGAAGGGCCCAGGAGGAAGUUUCCCUGGAAUGUGAUCCUCUUGGCUGUCUUUACAUUGGCCAUGUCGUAUAUGACCGGGAUGAUCGCCAGCUUCUACAGCACCAAGUCUGUUUUCCUCUGCUUGGGAAUCACUGCCCUGGUGUGUCUGGGAGUCACUGUAUUCUGCUUCCAGACAAAGGUGGAUUUCACAUCGUGCGGGGGUUUGUUCUGUGCUCUCGGAAUUGGUCUGUUUGUCUCCGGGAUCGUGAUCACCAUCGUCCUGUCGUUCCAUUAUGUUCCAUGGCUCCACACGGUGUACGCUGCAAUCGCUGCCAUCGUCUUCACCCUGUUCUUGGCAUUUGACACCCAGUUGAUCCUGGGGAACCGACGACACUCUAUCAGUCCAGAGGAGUACGUCUACGGUGCUCUGCGGCUGUACACAGACAUUGUGAACAUCUUCAUCAACCUUCUUCAGCUGUUUGGCUCCAGAUAAUGGCGGAGGGAGAGGCUGUGACCCCACCCUCUCUCCACCUCUCCCUUGUGUAAAAUAGUCCACUGCGUCUCAGGUUAGGUUAGGCUAUUGGUCCUGUUGCUGGAGUUCCCAGUGUCACGGGAAGGGUGUCCCUCUCACCCGCUCGCCCUCCAAUGCUGUAAAUAGAAGGUUUCGGAAACACUCUGAUGGCUGGGCAGCCUUUGUGAAGAAGGAAAGAGAACGAAUGUUUCAGGUCAAUGGGUUCCACUACAGGUUAAGUCUGGUUUAUUUACUUUAGGCCAGCCUUUCCAGUUCUGACCCAAAACACAGAAGGUAGAACUGUACCGUGCGGUACAGGCCCUUCGAACCUGUGUACCCUUCGGGUGCUCUGCUUUCCUCCCACAGUCCAAUGAUGUACUGGUUACUAGGUUAAUUGGUCAGUGUUAAUUGUCCUGUGAUUAGGCUAGGGUUAAAUAAGUGGGUUGCUGGGUGAAUCGGCAUGUUGAUCCAUUUAUUUUUCUAUCAAUCAGUCAAUCAAUAAAUAAACAUACUCCAUAAUCAAUCUAACCUCUCCCUCCUACACAGUGCCAUAGCCUCCCUUUUUAUCUAUGUGCCUGAAUCUCUUCAAUGUCCCUAUUGUAUCAACCUCUACCACUACCCCUACCUUGGCAACAAAUGCCGCUCACCCAAACCUUAAAAGUACAGUAAAUUUAUUUAUUAUGAAAGUACAUAUAUGCCACCACAUACUACCCAGAGAUUCAUUUUCUUAUGCACAUUCACAGUAGAUACAAAGAAACACGAUACAAUCAAUAAAAAAUACUGUUGUGUAGCUGUUAGCACAAUGCUAUCACAGCUCAGGGCGUCAGUGUUUGGGGUUCAGUUCCAACGUUUGUACGUUCCUCUGGGUGCUCCAGUUUCCUCGCAGAUUCUGAAGAAGUACUGGUUAGUAGGUUAGUUGGUCACUGUAAAUGGUCCUGUGAUGAGGACAGGGUUAAAUAGGUUGGCUGCUAAGUGGUGUGACUCGUUGGACCAAAGGGCCCGUUUUGUCCUGUAUCUCUAAGUUAGUAAAUGAAAAUAAAUUUUUAAAACUUCCCACAAGCGAAGAUGGACAAACAUCCAGUGUGGAAAAGAAGACAAACUGUGCAAAUACAAAGUGAAUUUAAAGUUUCUGACCCUGCCCACCUCCAGUCCCCUAAUGAGGACUGGCUCAUGGAUUUCUACUUCCCUCUUCCUGAAGUCAAUAAUCAGGUUUUGCUGACGUUGAGUGAGAGGUUGUCAUUGUGGCACCAAUCAGCCAGACUUUAGGUCUCCUUCCUCUGUGCCGAUUCAUCAUCACCUUUGAUUCGGCCAACUUCAGCCACAUCAGUGACGCCGUAAACAAACUUAACAAUGGUUUUGCAGCUGUGCUUAACCUCCGAGCCAUAACUGUAAAGCAAUUAGAGCUGGAGGCUGAGCACAGCACCCAGUGGUGCACCUGUGCUGAUGGAGGUCGUGGAGAUGUUGUUGCCGAUCUGACCUGACUGGGGUCUGCAAGUAAGGGAACUGAGGAUCCAAUUGUACAAGGAGGUAUCGAGGCAAAAGUCUUGGUUUAUUGAUUAGUUUUGAGGGGAUGAUAGUGUUGAAUGUGGAGUUACAGUCUAUGAAGAGCAUCCUGAUGUAUCCAUCUUCCCUGUCCAGAUGUCCUAGGGUUGAGUGAAGAGUCUGUUGUGAUGGUAGGCAAAUUGGAAUGGAUGCAAGUUGCUCCUAAGGCAGGACUUGGUAUGCUUCAUGACCAAUCUCUCAAAGCACUUAAUCACAGUGCAUGUUCUUCCUAAAUGUUCUUCUACUCAUCUUACACACUUCCAGGUGUUCUUACAGUCAACCAUUUAUGGAGUGGAGAGUCUCCUUUAUCCCCAACAUUUGUUAUCUUGAUGAUCCGGGGGGGGGGGGGCAAAUGGAUUAUUCUGAUGCAAGCCGAGGGAGAUUCCAAUCUUCCUUGCCCUCCCUGGAAUCCCUCAUGCAAGGAUGUCAUACUGAGGCCUGAUAAGGCACUUGGAGUAUUUUGAGCAGUUUUGUGCUGAAGAAAGAUGUGCUGGCAUUGGAGAAGGUUCAGAGGAGGUUCACAAGAAUAAUCCCAGGAAUGAAAGGGUUAACAUAUGAGGAAUGGUUUAUGACUCUGGAACUACACUCGCUGGAGCUCAGAAGAAUGAGGGCGAAUCUCAUUGAAACCUAUUUUAUACUGAAAAACCUAGACAGAAUGCGUGUGGGGAGGAUGUUUCUUUUAGUGGGGGAAUCGAGGACCACAGCGCACAGCUUCAGAAUGCAAGGACGUCCCUUUAGAACAGAGAUGAGGAAUUUCUUCAGCCAGAAGGUGGUGUUCUUUCCACCUGUGCUCACGGAGCCUGUGUAUUUGGGUAUAAAGAAGGGGUUGGUAGGUUCUUGAUUUGUAAGGGCACCAAAGGAUACAGGGAGAAGGCAUGAGAAUGGGGUUGAAAGGGAAAGUAAAUGAUAGAACAGACUUGAUAGGCCAACUUAUCUAAUUCUGCUCCUGUGUCUUAUGAAUGUAAUUGGGCUGCAUAAGCUUGUUGGGCCAGAAGGGCCGGCUGCAGUACUGUAUUUCAAAAUAAAAAUAAUUGUGGGGGGAACUGGAGCAGCUGGGGAAACGUACAAACUCCACACAAACGGUACCCAGGGUCAGGGUUGAACCUGUCUUGAGCGCUGUGAGGCAAUAGUUCUCCCAUCUGUGUGACCGCAAUCAGACAUUUAUAACCACAAGUACGUUCAAGUUUAUUGUCAUCUGACUGUACAACCAAAUGAAACAACAUUCCUCCGGACCACGGUGCACCCACAUGUAGCACACAAAACAAAAUAUUACCAUAAAUAAGUUCAUAAAAUAUAGUUCAAAAUGUAGUGCAUGGCACAAGCAAACAGUACAGUGAAGAGUAAACAGCUCACCGUCCUUAGGGACGAGACCUCGGUGCUGGCAGGGUACUCAUUAGUCUCACAAUCCGAGGGAAGAAGCUGUCCUCGUCUUGAUGCUCCUGUACCUCCUUCCUGAUGGUAGUGGGUCAAAGAGAUUGGUGAUAGGAAUCCUCAACAAUGCCUCGGGUCCUUCAUGUAAAACACACCUGAUAAAUGUCACAAAUCAGGGGGAGAGAACCUAGUGAUCCUCUUGGCAGUUUUUAACCACCCUACUGUUGACGUUACGAUGGAAGGAAGAUCAUCGUCAUGUUCAUUGCAAGUUUUGAUUGCACCCGUGCUGUGAGGCAGUGUUUCGUUUAGCUGUGUUGUGACUGGAACUGGACAUUGUGUAACUAUUGCUUUGCUUUCCUGAUUUUCAUCUGAUGAUGGAAGGAAGAGCGUCAUCAAGUUUACUGCAAGCAUAGACUGAUACUGCUUUUUUUAACUUUAUUUACCAGUGCUGGAAAUCUGUAUAAUAUUGUAUUAAAUAUUAUUGAUAAUAACGAUUAGAUUUAUUUGUCACAUACACAUUACAACAUUUAGCAUCAACAACCAGCACAGGAUGUGCUGGGAGCAGCCUGCAAGUAUCACCAUGCUCCUGGAGCCAGCAUACCAAGUCCACGUCUUCUGUGUUACGGAAUGCCGUAACUGGAUAACUUACCAGCAAAGACAGAGAGGUCCGUUGAAGUCUGAUGUCACUAUUUUCAAACGUUUUUAUUUAUAAAGGGGCACAAAAGUAAGGUUAAUGCAAACAUUCAGAUAAUGCACAUCACCAAUACGCAAUCUAAAGCGCGGGUAUAGUCAUAAUCAUCAUUAAGAAGUAAUCUCAGCUGUUGUCUAGGGGAUAAUAUUUUUUUGUCCAUUGGAAAUAUAAAAAAGUCACUCAGAAAGUCUGCAGGCCUCAGCCCUUUGAAAAUCGCUGGGUUUCAUGUGGGGCGACCGAGAGAGAGAGAUUGGGGAGAAGAGAAAGAACUUGCCGAGUCUUGAUGAGGCUUCCGUGAAAUCAGGGGAGCGUUGGUUCCCUCUCCCCGAUGUUAGUUAAAAGCGGUUUUCCGUGAUUCCAGCCACAAAUUCCAAUCCCGGAAUCUAACGCACGUGGCUUCUUUCAGAAUGGCUUCCCGCUGCUGCGGGAUCACUCGCUCGUGUCUUCUUGGUGCGUCUGAGGGGGCUGUCCCCCUGAGAAUCCCCUUUAUACUUCCUCAUGGGGUCGCAGGUGUCAAUCAGGUUGGGAUGAUGUAAUCUCUCUCUCAACCAGCCCACCUUGCCCGAGGGCUUUUCACGUGGUCUCCAUGAGACGAUAGUCACUGUCGUCGUCUUCUGCAUCCCGGGUGGGACGUGCAAUUUGGCACAUUUCUCUCUCUCUCUCUCCGACUGGGUCUACUGACCCCCCCCCCCCCCAACGGGUGCUCGUGCGAUUCUCACAAAGGAGGGGGCUGGGAUCAUAACAUUGGAAUGUGGGAGAAACUGGAACACCUGGAGGAAACUGGUGUGAAUAUGGGAAGCUCCUAACAGACAACAGCGGGAAUUGAACCCCAGUCACGAUUGUUGCACUGUAAAGCAUUACGCUAAUAUGCUGCCCUUGGUAUUUACAGGUUGUCGUAGAUAUGUUGAAAUUUGCUUUUAUACUGAAGCAUUACAAUAUGUAGAGGUAUUUCACAGGAGCACUGAGAAGAUAUUUGGGUGUGUGAUCUCAUUGAAACCCUCCAAAUCCAGGAAGAGUUAGAUGGAGUGGAUGUUUCCUAUAGAGGGAGUGUCUAAGACCAGGGCCAUAGCCUCGUAAGAGAAGGGGAUCCCUUUAGAAUAGGGAUGCUUGAGGACCUGGGCAGAUCAGGCAGCAUCUAUAGAGAGGAAUAAAUAUUUGACGUUCCAGUCUGACACAGUUCAUCAAAAUGUGUAUCUUUUCAUCCUUGUGGUCUACUGCACUCAAUUUGUUCAUAUCCCCAUGAGGACUCUUCACAACCGCAUCACUUUCCCAUCGAGAUCUGAAUCAUUAGUGAACUCGUAAAUGUUCUCCUCAGCCAACUCAUAAGUGCAGGUUAUGGUGUCGUUUGUUUCCCCAUCAGUUCCAGGCUGCCCGUUUGAUGAUCUGUUCAUUCCUUUUCUACCUGUUAACCAGAUUCAGAUGCAGAUUCACUUAUUUUUCACGCGUACAUCAAAAUAUAUAAAGUGAAAUGUGUGUUUUGCGUUAACAAGAGAUUAAGAUAAAAGAACCCUUGGGACUUGCACAAACCUCUGACGCCGGGACUCGCCAACCCAAAGGGUCACUGGCCCUCGUGCGUCCUUGCACAUGGACCUCCAUUCUCAGGACUCGCUGACCAGGGAGGACUCAGCAACCUGCAGAAUUACCAUCCCUUGAGAACAGAGCCCUUUUACCCUUUACUCUGUUACCCCUAGUAAGAACUUUAUAAAAAGAGUUGAACUUCAAAUGGAGAUCAGUUUGCUAUUAUCCUCUUCGAUUGAAAAUCAGCUAAUUAAAUCUAGGACUCAGUUUUAUAUACAUGGGGACAAAUCUGGUAAAUUAUUGGCUAACCAAUUGAAAACUGCUUUGGUUAAACGGCAGAUUAUUAAGAUUCGUAAAUGAGAUGGCACUUUGACGAUUGAUCAUAAAGAGAUAAAUAAAGCUUUUCAAGAUUUUUAUAAUUCUCUAUAUCAAUCAGAAUUUUCUGAUGAUUCUUCUAUAAUGGAUGAAUUUUUAAGGAAAUUGAAUAUCCUAAAAUUAACAACUGAGGAUUGUGUAUCAUUAGAUGCACCCAUUACAGAAAC